AAUUAUCAUAAUUCUAUAGGAUAUCGAUACCACAGGAUGAUGUUGAGAUCUAUUCGUCAUAUGGCUACAGAGGCAUCUGCCUUUAAAGUGGUAGCUCCACCAAAAUAUACCUUGGCUUCCUUGCGUAGUUUCCCUUCCCUCGAACCACACUCCUUCGUUCCAUUGCCAGCUAGUUUCUUUGAUGCACCACUCAGAAGAGAUAUCUUAUGGAGUGCCGUUGUUUUCGAAGCCGAUGCCUCAAGAGUUGGUUCUGGAUUUGUUCCAACCAAGGGUGAUAAACCGUUCUCCAACCGUAAGAUCCAACCACAAAAGGGUACUGGUAAUGCCAGAGUUGGUGACCGUAACUCCCCAAUCAGAGAUAAUGGCUUAAAGGCAUUUGGUAGAAAAGGUAAUGUUGACUGGUCUACUGAAUUACCAAAGAAAAUUUAUAACAGAGCCGUUCAAAUAGCAUUUUCUCAACAAUAUAGAGACGGUAAGGUUUUUAUCAUUGGUGGUGAAACCAAAUCAAAAGAUUCUGAUGAUUUGAAACUUGAUUUCCAAUUUGGUUACCCAAAGGCUACUGAAUUAUUUGUAAAACAUCACAAUCUUGAAAAGAUGCACAUGUUAUUUGUUACCGAUAGUCAAAGAGAAAACUUAUUAACUUCAACUGAUUUCGUGGGAACUAAAGCUGAUGUUAUUCCUAAGGAAGCUCUUCAAGUUAGAGAUAUCUUGAAGGCUAAUCGUAUUUACAUUGAGGCACCUGCAUUACAAUGGCUUAUUGGUAAGCACCAAUAAGGAUUCGAUAGAUCAUGUACAUAGAGCAUCAGACGAUAAUAAAUGAAAGAAGUA
Molecule: messenger RNA, 828 nt
Organism: [Candida] anglica
Lineage: Eukaryota; Fungi; Ascomycota; Pichiomycetes; Serinales; Debaryomycetaceae
Source: the annotation of a GenBank genome assembly